GCAAGGCGGGGCCAGGGCCCGACCUGCGGGUCUGAGGCUCAGCGGGCGGUCGGCGGAGGGGCUGGGACCCUUCCGGCUCGCCGCCCCUUCCCCGCCCCUUGCCUGGCAUCCGCUGGCAGUAAAAAGGUCCAUGGACAUUAACCCCCAAACAGAGUGAUGUUUAGAUGCUGAAAGGAUGACUUGGUGGAGGGGGAGGGUUGCUGCCAGGCAACCCCUUGCUGCUGAAAUUACUCAUAACAAUCCAAAGAAGAGAGAUUUACAAAUAGUAUUUGAGCAUCAUGGAGCUUUUAGGUUCUACUGUAACGACAAGUUGUGCCCACCCUAGAGCAACACCAAGUGACUUUCUACCCGCCAUCAGUACCAUGGCAUCAAGCUACAGGGCCCGCUUCCCCCACUACAAUUUGGCACAUGGCUUGAGCCUGCCUUGGAGACCCAGCACAUACUACAGAGUGGCCUCCAGCUUGCCGACCCUGGCCCCGUACUGCGCCAGGUCUCAGAAGGUGUGCGAGAGCACCAUGCUCCCCUUUGUUUCCAACAGAACUACCCUCUUCACCAGGUACACCCCUGAUGACUGGUACAGGUCCAAUCUAACCAACUAUCUAGAAUCCAACACUUCCCGGCACAAUUCAGAGAGACUAAGGGUGGAUACAUCUCGCCUGAUUCAAGACAAAUAUCAACAAACGAGAAAAACCCAGGCAGACUCCACCCAAAAUUUGGGAGAACGUGUCAAUGACAUUGGAUUUUGGAAAUCUGAAAUCAUUCAUGAGUUGGAUGCAAUGAUUGGAGAGACAAAUGAACUAACUGAUGUUAAGAAAAAAUUGGAGAGGGCUUUGAUGGAGACAGAAGCCCCUCUUCAGGUAGCCCGAGAAUGUCUAUUUCAUCGAGAGAAGAGGAUGGGAAUCGAUCUAGUUCAUGAUGAAGUGGAAGCGGAACUGCUGACGGAAGUUGAUGUUAUUCUGUGUUGUCAAGAAAGAAUGAAGCUACAUUUGGAUAAGGCCAUUGCCCAACUUGCAGCUAACAGAGCUUCCCAGCAUGAGCUGGAGAAAGACCUGAGUGACAAACAGGCGGCGUACCAAAUCGAUGAUAAGUGCCACCAUCUGCGAAACACGUCCGAUGGCGUCAGCUACUUUCGUGGCGUGGAGAGGGUGGAUGCAACGAUCUCAGUGCCCGAGUCCUGGGCCAAAUUUACAGAUGACAAUAUUCUGCGCUCCCAGAGUGAAGGAGCUGCCUCUGCCAAACUCAGAGAGGACAUUCAAAACCUCUUAGUUGUGACUGCCAACGAGAUGUGGAACCAGUUCAACAAAGUGAACUUGUCUUUCACCAAUCGCAUUGCUGAGACUGCAGAUGCUAAAAAUAAGAUUCAGGUUCACUUAGCAAAGAUUCUGCAGGAGAUUUUCCAGACUGAAAUGACCAUAGAAUCCAUCAAGAAGGCCAUCAAGGACAAGUCUGCCUUCCUGAAGGUGGCUCAGACCAGACUGGACGAGCGGACGAGGAGACCUAAUGUAGAGCUCUGCCGAGACAUGGCUCAGUUACGCCUUGUUAACGAGGUGUACGAGGUGGACGACACCAUCCAGACCCUGCAGCAGCGCCUGAGGGAUGCGGAGGACACCCUGCAGUCGCUGGUCCACACCAAAGCCACCCUGGAGCAUGAGCUGGCCGUCAAAGCGAAUUCCCUGUACAUCGACCAGGAAAAAUGUAUGAGCGUGCGCAAGAGCUUCCCCAACACCCUCCGGCUGGUGGGCUUCUGUUAGGGGCCCCGCCAGGAGCGAUGUUGUUACUCCUCAGGAAAGGCCGAGCCAGAGCCGUGAGUGCUGAUAUAGCCACUAUUAAAGGAUUGUGUUGAUAGAAAUGUCCCGAUCUCCUGUCUUGGAAAGCCUUUUGUUUGUGUCCAAGCCUUAAUUCUCUACUAUUUGCUAGGCUUCUAGGCUACUGGAAGAAUUAAAGAAAUAUAAUCAAUCUAAUAGGGAAGGUGAAAAAGAUUGUUUGCGUUAUGCUCUGUGUAGCGUGAUUGGGCUGGACAGGAGAAACUGAUCUCUGAGGCGGUGGGGCAGGAGUCACAGCAGGGUGUGCUUUGAGCUCUGCCUCAAAAGAAGCACAGAGAAGGAGAGAGGCCUCUGGUUCUGUGGCAGUUGCUGUGGUGUGAGCAAAAAGACAGGUGGACAAGUAUAGAGCGUACUUGGAACAGUGGUAAGUAGACCAGCUUGACCGUGACUCCUAGGGGGGAAUAGGAAGAAGUACAGUGAGUGAGAUGCCUGGAGAAUGGAGGGCCUUCAGCUCCAGGAGUGGGAGUCGGGGGAGCUGGUGGGCAUCUCUGAGCAAGGACAUGGGCUUAUGGAAGCAAUGGCUGAGCAAUGAAAACUUGAAUUGGACAGAGGGCGGUGGAAACAAAGAAAGGGGAAGUGCAAAACAUAGAACAAGCCAGCAGGACUGGUAACUCCUCACCUGUGGGCGGAGUGCCGAGGGGUUCCCGCGAGUGGAGGCGCUGACCCCAGAUGGGCUGAGAAAUGGGACAUUGCCUACAUUCUAGGAGGGCCUAGGGUAUCUCAGGGGUUAUUUUUUUUAAAUAACUUUUUCUUUAUUACAAACAAAAAAUAUUUGCAUGACACAUAGUUUGGAAAAUAGAGAAAAUACACACAUACAACUCAUGGAAAGCACACAUUACCAUAACGCCCAGAAAUAAUCGCUGAGGUCUGUCAACAUUUUACUGUGUAUGCUUUCAAUCCUUUUGCCGUGACUGUAUGCAUGUAUGUCUAUUUAUAUAAAUAGAUAAUAUGUAAUGUUUAUAUUUAUUUACCAAUAUUUAAUGUGUUUAUAUUUGAAUGCGUCAUUAAUAUAUUUGGGACCACACUGCUGGUUUGUAAUCUCCCUUGUUCAGGUAUUACAAAUGGAUUUCCAUGUCAUCAACUUUUUAUCCACAAUGCCCUUUUUUAAAACCUUCCCUUUCUAUCUCUAAAAACAGUAAAUAUUGCUUGUGGAAAUUUCAGAAAAUCCAGACAGACAAAAGAAGAAAAUAAAAAUCUUCCAUAUUUCUAGACUAACCAGA
Messenger RNA from Equus caballus (horse), 3043 nucleotides. RefSeq names its product tektin 3 (gene TEKT3). Lineage: Eukaryota; Metazoa; Chordata; Mammalia; Perissodactyla; Equidae. The record is from RefSeq and is a predicted model, not a curated record. Gene Ontology annotation, biological process: cilium movement involved in cell motility; cilium assembly. Gene Ontology annotation, cellular component: sperm flagellum; microtubule cytoskeleton; nucleus.